Molecule: messenger RNA, 1203 nt
Organism: Daucus carota subsp. sativus
Lineage: Eukaryota; Viridiplantae; Streptophyta; Magnoliopsida; Apiales; Apiaceae
Product: E3 ubiquitin-protein ligase RDUF1-like
Exons: 1
Coding region: 63-1082 (339 amino acids)
Biological process (GO): protein ubiquitination
Cellular component (GO): cytoplasm
Molecular function (GO): ubiquitin protein ligase activity
Source: RefSeq, a predicted model, not a curated record
AAAUUUAUCAUAUUUUCAUUCACAUUCGUUAACAAAAAUUUGGUUUGGUUUUUGAGCUUGCUAUGGAUUCUGCGGAGCCUUCGCAUUGGUGUCAUAGUUGUAAUUCUUUUGUGAGAGUUGAGGAUGAUAGUGUUGUUUGCGGAGAAUGCGGUGGAGGUUUUGUUGAGGAGAUUAAUCGGGAGCACCGAAGGCAUCAACGUCGUCGUCGUCAUCGCCAUCAUCAUCAUCGUGUCGCGGUUGAGAGCCAUGCAGCGGAAUUUAGUGCAGAGGUUCGACAAAAUAUAGCCAGUACGGGUUUUAGGCCGCUUUUUUAUCCGUUUAUUGUGAUGCGGAGAACAGAGGAAACAGGGACUUAUGAGUUGUUGUAUGAUGAUGGAUCGGGUCUGGGUCUCAGAGGAUUAGUCCCUGGCAUGUCGGAGUUGAUUAUGGGACCGGGGUUCGAUCGGAUUCUUGAACAUUUUAUUCAUUUCGAUACGAUAAGAGUUAGUCAUCCUCCGGCUUCUAAGGCUGCAGUUGAGGCCUUACCAACAAUUGACAUUAAUUUGGAACACGUCACGAGUGAGUCGCAUUGUGCAGUUUGCACUGAGCCUUUUGAGGCUAAUAGUAAGGCGCGUGAAUUACCUUGCAAGCAUCUGUAUCAUUCUGACUGCAUUUUGCCUUGGCUUGAGACGCGGAACUCUUGUCCUGUCUGUCGCCAUGAAUUGCCUAGUGAGGUAGCGGAUAUGGAUGGAUUGGCGGCUGGAGAGGAGUCAAUGGGACUGAUUAUAUGGAGAUUGCCGCGUGGGGGGUAUGCGGUUGGGAGGUUUAAUGGUGGCAGGGAGAUAGGUGAGAAUGAGGUGCCUGAUGAUUAUAAUGUAACAGAUGAUGUGGUUGAUGUCGAUGGUAGCAGCCAGAGGAGGGUGAUUUGGUCGAGAAGCGGAAGUAGGAGGAGAGGGAGGGGGAUUAGUAAUGCAUUUCACAAUAUCAUGUCAUUCUUUGGCAGGUCUAGAAGUUCUUCUUCGACGCAGUUGAAUAUGGAAAUUGGUUUCGAUGAGGAGGUGUCGAGGAUCAACAGCCGGAGAAGGACUGCGCUUAAUGCCUGAGAUUUAGGAUUUGAUAGUGUUUAGCCAUUGUAGUUUAUAUUUGAAGUUUAUGAUUACAUGUUGAUAUGCAAAGAUGUUAUCCCUUUAUAUGUUAUCCCCAAAAGUUUUAAGUUCAAUUCAA